CAACAUACUGUACUGCACCCUACCUCUUCAACUAAUAACUAAACACACACCUAAAAUUUCCCCGGUUCACUAUCAAUAUAGGGACUAUAGAAAUGCCGACUGGGAAUUCCUACCAACGCUCUUGAGAAGCUCUGACUGGGAUGAAUACUUUACCAAUGAUAACUUAGAAGUAACACUUGAUACCUUCUACAAGACGGUCAGUUCGGUAAGAGAUACAAUCGCACCCCUAAAGUCUGCCUUAAGGACACCAACUCUUUUCAUAGACCGCAAAACGCGAUUAAAACUAAGGAAAUUGAAGAGGAAAUUUUAUUUAUAUAAAGAAUUUAGUGCAUUACACCAGAUACAUGAAACAUUUAAAAAUCUUGAGCAGAGACAUAAAAUGAAGGCACAACUCGAGGAAAAUAAAGCCCUAGGGGGCACCUCUAAAACUCAGGAACUCUGCAAGAUCCUGCAAAAACGACUAAACAAGGGUAAAGAAAAUAAUGUUGGCCACUUGGAGCAUGAAGGUAUAAUUUAUGAUGAUCCCCAGAUUAUUUGUGAACUCCUAAACCAAUGGUUCUCCAAUAACACCGAAGCGCAUCCGUCUCCAAUCCUCGAUAUAACCUGCAAAAAUAACUACGAGUUAGGUGAAAUCAACUUUAAUAUGCAAAAUAUAGCAUCAGCGGUAAAGACACUAAAAGCUAACGGUAGUUGUGGGAUAGAUGAUAUACCAUCUAUCAUUUAUAAAAACGGUGGCUCGGAUAUGAUAGUACUAUUACUUAGAAUAUUCACCCUCUCACUAGUGACUGGGACCUACCCUGAAACUUGGAAAAACACGUAUAUACUACCUAAGCAUAAAGGAGGGACCAAAACUAGUGCAUGUAAUUAUAGGCCUAUCAAUAUAACACCUGUUAUAUCAAGGAUCAUGGAGAAAGUAAUCAAAGACCAAAUGUCAGACUACUUUCUAAAACACAAACUCAUCAACCAGUCACAACACGGGUUCCUUAAGAAAAGAUCUUGCGUCACUUGCCAUAUAGACUUUUUCAACGAAGUCACCUAUAGAAGAGAUAGGAGAGAACUAGUAAUUAUCCUCUAUUUCGAUAUCAGGAAAGCCUUCGACAGAGUCCCACAUAGUCUGUUAGUCAGCAGGCUAUGCUCACUAGGGAUACGCAACCCCCUCCACAACUGGAUAAAAUCAUUUCUCAGUGACAGAAAUCAGACAACAAAAAUUGGCUUGAUGACCUCCAGGCCUAGGCCGAUUAGCAGUGGUGUCAUCCAGGGGAGUGUAUUGGGACCCCUUCUUUUCAUUAUAUACAUAAACAGUAUAUGUGAGUGCUUUAGUAUAGGCAAGCCAAUACUGUAUGCAGAUGACUUAAAGGUGACAUAUACCUGCACAAACACAGAUAUCGGUACAACUAUGAACUCCAUACAUGAAGAACUAACAAAAAUGGAUAUAUGGUGUGACACCUGGAGACUUGAGUUUAAUGUCGAAAAGUGUGGCUGGCUCUGCAUAGGCUGUCCCAACCUAGAACUCGACCUAGCAAUUCAGGGCCACAAAAUCCCUAGACUCAAAUCUGUGCUAGACCUAGGACUGACAUAUUCACAAAAUCUAUCAUUUUCUGAACAUAUCUCGAAACAAGUAUCGAAAUCACGCAGGCUUAUUGGUUUCCUACUCAGGAACUUCUACAGAAGUGAAUCCAGAAUACUACUGUACAAGGUUUGUGUGCGCCCACUCCUAGACUAUUGUUCAUUCAUAUUUAGUAGUAUACGCAUAGAAGACAAACUAAAAGUAGAAGGAGUACAGAGGUACUUCACGCUGAAAGUAAUCGGAACCGAAAACGGCACAAACUACUCUACCAGAUGUGAAAUUCUAGGACUAGAAACAUUAUGGUUAAGACGACUGCGGUUAAAUCUGGUACUCUUCUAUAAACUACUUAACCACAUAGUGUAUACCCCUACUAAUUGUACUCGGUUUUCAGAAGACACUGGAUAUAACCUUAGACACACUCAAGGUACGGUGGCUAUAGAACAAUGUAAAACAGCCACCAGGCAAAAAUUUUUCAUGAUUAGGUAUGCCCAAAUAUGGAACAAACUACCUGAGGAAAUGCGACUAGCAAGCUCACUAGUGUCCUUUGAAAAAGCUCUUAAUGACACACUAAGUGGGUUUGUAAGUGAUACCAGUGCUAAUUCCCAUGUAAGAGCUUCAGAAAUUAUAGGCCCAUUUAAUGUAUGAACUUAGAGACUACACCUGUUGUUUCUUUUGCCUUUAUCUAUAAUUUCAGACAAACAAGCAGCAGUCAUGAAAAUAACACUCAUACAAAUAAGAGUCGAUCGAAUUAUGUCUACCUGAUACAAAGCCUGAACCAUAAUCAACAUAUGAAUGAAGUAUGAGAAAACAAGGUCGAGACUUACCACAACAUCACAUGGAAGGAUAUAAGUUACUUGGACAUUAUUUAUAAUCCACCAACUGGUCUCCUUUCCAAAAGGAAUGCGGCGAUAUUUUAUCCAUAGUUAUGAGCAAAUACAUAAAUCCACAGUUCCCGUUGUAUACACUCAGUGGGGAUUGCAGCCAACAAAGUAAUGCAUUUAAAGCAUAUGCACACUUCUCAUAAUCACGGCGACACCGCGGAAUAUAUCAAAAUCGCAGAGUAAUCAAACCCAACACGCGAUGUAAUUAAGUAAAUCCGAAAGGCAAACAAGUUGUAUUCCGAUUUUGAAUAUUCGUCCAUAUGUCGACCAUGAUGACAAAUCCAAAUCACAACCUAUACAGCGUCAAUAAAUCUGGAUAUCUAUGAAAUGACGAAAAUAUGCUGAUAGCUGCAUCUCAGAUACCAAUGACUCAUUCGAUGGCAAAAUUCUGCUCCUGCAUGCCUCUUUCGACAUUUUUGUAUGGAUUGGUUCGCAGUUACUCAGGUUCCAGACAGAAAAGAAUAAAAAUUCACAAGUUGCUGAAUUAUGAUUACUUCUCUGCAUGUUUAACUGGAUACUAACUGCUGUAGUGAGCCGUUUGCAGUUUAUAUUGCUUAAAACAUCGUUUACGGUAAACUGAGUAACGUUUUAUAAGCCAUUUUUAUACUUUUGUGACUAGCCCACCAUAUCGACCGAAUGUAACGCAACACUCAGUUGUUUCGCUCAUGUUCAACAAAUUCAAACAAUAAUAGUGCCUAGGAUUAUGCCAUAUAAACUGUUUUAACUUAUGCAGAGUGUACUUACGGUCAAUAUUUCAUUAUCUUACCUUGUAUAUAUAUUUUGUGUUAGUGGAAAAUUUUAAACAUGUUUACUCCAUGUGUGCAUUAUUACCAUAUUGUUGAUGCUUGUCAACUGGAGUCCCUCAUGUGCAUAAAGUGGGAAUAUAUUAUUGUAAGACGCAUUUUAUUGUUUUAUGAGGGAAUUGACUUCAAGCUUUAUUUAUUUUCCCAAGUGUAUGUAAUCCAUCCAACGCAUACUUGGGUUUUUUUUUGUUAAUGCGAAGUCAAUAUCUCUAUAUUUGUUGGUGUGUUCCAUUGAAUCACCA
Messenger RNA from Trichobilharzia szidati, 3493 nucleotides. The record is from the annotation of a GenBank genome assembly. NCBI's taxonomy places the organism in Eukaryota, Metazoa, Platyhelminthes, Trematoda, Strigeidida, Schistosomatidae.